UCUUUUUUUAUUAUUAUUUUUUGUUUCUUGAAGAACUGAAUCUCGGUUCCCUUCUUUGUCAGGUUCCACAGAACCAGGAAAGUUUAGUUCAUUCCAGAUCAGCAGUUUUCAUUAAAGUAAAAAUGUCCGGUGUAUCUCUUGCUGUGGCUACUAGAAGUGAGCCUGAUCACCCCAUAGAAGCCGGGGAAAAACCUGAACACAAACUUCUUCGCCAGCAGCAGCAACAAUCAGUGGUGGGCGGUGUGAUGGGAUCAUUGCGUGUGAUUGAACUCCAACUAAUAGCUUUCAUUAUGGUUUUUUCAAUUAGUGGCCUUGUCCCACUCCUUGAUUUAGUCUUCCCAGCUUUUUCCUCCACUUAUAUUAUUGCCCUUUCACGCUUUGCCUUCCCAUCCCACGGUCGUGUAUCCACCACCUCGCAAGAGAUUUUCCAAGGCAGCAAACUCUUUAGGCUCUAUGUGAUUCUUGGAACUACCAUAGGGCUUUUUUGGCCACUGGCGUAUGUCUUGGGUGGCUUUGCUAGGGGUGAUAACCAUGCUGUUCGAUUGGCUACACCUCACUUGUUCUUGCUUUCAUUUCAAAUACCAACAGAAAAUGUGUUAAGUGGGCUGUCUUUAUUUUCACCACCGGUAAGGGCACUUGUCCCAUUACUAUAUACAGUCAGGAGGAUCUUUGUUAUCAUGGACUGGAUACAUGAUGUUUGGCUCAGCAAAACACUGCCUGCAAAUGCACAUUUGAAGGUGAUUCUUAACCCAAUAUUUCUUGUUUCAGGACAUAGCUUGGGAUUGGUUUGGGAAGGGCCUGGCAGCUGCAAACGUACUGUACUUCUCAAUCAAUCUCUUAUGCUUUUUGAUUCCUCGAUUCCUCCCUCGGGCAUUAGGGAGGUAUUUUAGGGAGAGGGAUGAGGUUCAUGGUAAGAUGUCAUAGGACAAGCUUUCUAUAGCAGCAGACAAAUCUCAAACAACAGAUAAGAAAGUUGAUUGACACUGCUCUCACGUGUUCUCUGCUGUCCACACCACUUAAAAUGGUUGCAGUGUGUAAAACGGUUAGUAUUAAAAAGCAAUAGCAUUUCUUUUUCUGAUGCACCGAAACAUUCGUCCUUUUUGUAGCCUUUUGACAAUGACAAUGUUCGAUUAAUUUCUAGCUUAUUUGUUCAUCUACCUGUGAUUUUCAAUGAAUCAUUCUUUUCACUUUGUAUGGUACCAAUAGUUAUGACAUAAUGGGAGAAGUCUUAGAUUUCAUUGUUUGAUGUUGUUGCCAUAGGACAGGCAUAUUCUAGGUCUGAUGGAAAAGCAAAAGACUUAUAUUUCGUAGCAAAGUUCUAUUAAUAGAAAACAGAAGUUGCAGCCUACGAUAAACAUAAGUACUGUAUAUGGAAUAAGAGUCCAUUGAAAUAUGAAACCUUCCAAUUGAGCAUAGAAGUUAUUAUCUGUUUCAGACCCCUUGACAGAGACAUGUCCAAGUUACCAUAUUAGCUACUUGGUGUUAAAGCAGAGCAAAAAAACAAAAAAAGAACAGGAAAAACAAAGGGAACUGAGAGUACUAAAGCAGGUUAUACAAAACAAGGAAAUGGGAGCUUGUUGAAAGAGGAAUUGCUUGCUUGUUGCUGUUGGUUUCUUAUCCUUUGCUUUCACUGGCUUUGCUUCAAAAUCCCAAUUUUGUGUAUGAUAUCCUUUUUCCUUUGGUUGGUGAGAAUCUCAUAAGCAAGCAAGAGGACAUAAUUGAAGGUUUAAAAUAUUUGUUUGUUUCAAGGUUUGAAUAGAAGAAAUUCAUGUAUUAAUUAAGAUUAAAUUUGAAUUUUAAACUUAUUGAA
This is a messenger RNA of Durio zibethinus, 1810 nucleotides long. The record is from RefSeq and is a predicted model, not a curated record. Lineage: Eukaryota; Viridiplantae; Streptophyta; Magnoliopsida; Malvales; Malvaceae.